Messenger RNA from Tribolium castaneum (red flour beetle), 2418 nucleotides. RefSeq lists its product as uncharacterized. Gene Ontology annotation, molecular function: ATP hydrolysis activity; ATP binding. The record is from RefSeq and is a predicted model, not a curated record. Lineage: Eukaryota; Metazoa; Arthropoda; Insecta; Coleoptera; Tenebrionidae. Bases 148 to 2007 code for a protein of 619 amino acids. The transcript has 8 exons.
UGAAAAUCAGCAAAAUCCCCAGAAAUUCGAUUUGCGCGAGCCGAAAGUCCCUAGAUUCUUUCCGGCUGUCUUUCAGUGAGCGGUUGCACGUGAAAUUUGUGUUAAAUUGCAAACCUCUCUUUAAAUUACUUCACCCGUUAAGUCAUCAUGCCUUCCGACGCGAAGAAACGCGAACAGCAGCGUAAAAAGGGGGCUGCGAAGGCGCGUCAAGCCGGAAAGAAGGCCCCCAACAAGAACGAAGAGCAAGCUGCGUCCCAGAACGGUGAUUCCAUUUCGCAGAAUGGCUCAGUCGAGCUGAGUGCUGAAGAAGCGCUUUGCGCGAAACUCGAAGCCGAUGCGAGGUUGAAUGCUGAGGCGAGGGCUUGUACGGGCAGCUUGGCAGUCCAUCCCAAGUCAAGGGACAUCAAAAUCGAUAACUUUUCCAUUACUUUUCACGGAUGUGAGAUGCUGCAAGACGCUAUGCUUGAGUUGAAUUGCGGGAGACGGUAUGGAUUGUUGGGGCUGAAUGGCAGUGGAAAGUCGACUAUUCUGGCAGUAUUAGGGAACAGGGAAGUUCCCAUUCCUGAACAUAUUGAUAUUUUUCACUUGACUAGGGAAAUGCCAGCGUCGGAUAAGUCUGCCUUGCAGUGUGUUAUGGAAGUUGAUGAGGAGAGGGUGAGGCUGGAGAAGCUGGCCGAGGAAUUGGUGGCGUGUGAAGAUGAUGAAUCGCAGGAGCAACUCAUGGACAUCUACGAGCGUCUGGACGAGAUUUCGGCUGACACGGCCGAAGCCCGUGCAGCCAACAUCCUCCACGGUUUGGGCUUCACCAAAGAAAUGCAAAGUAAGAAGACCAAGGACUUCAGCGGUGGCUGGAGAAUGAGGAUAGCGUUAGCUCGCGCUCUUUACGUCAAACCUCAUUUGUUACUUUUGGACGAACCGACCAAUCAUCUCGAUCUUGACGCUUGUGUAUGGCUUGAAGAGGAACUCAAACAUUAUAAGAGAAUUUUGGUUUUAAUUUCGCACUCACAGGAUUUCCUAAACGGCGUUUGCACAAACAUUAUCCACGUUAAUAAAAAACGCUUGAAGUACUAUACUGGUAAUUAUGACGCUUUUGUUCGAACUCGCAUGGAGUUGCUAGAGAAUCAAAUGAAGCAAUACAAUUGGGAACAAGACCAGAUCAACCAUAUGAAGAAUUAUAUUGCAAGGUUUGGACACGGUUCGGCUAAAUUAGCCCGUCAAGCUCAAUCUAAGGAAAAAACUCUAGCCAAAAUGGUCGCUGCUGGUCUAACUGAAAAAGUAGUCAGUGAUAAAAUCGUUACGUUUUAUUUCCCUAGUUGUGGAAAAAUUCCGCCGCCCGUCAUCAUGGUACAAAAUGUUAGUUUUCGGUAUAGUGAUGACGGUCCUUGGAUUUAUAGAAAUUUGGAAUUUGGGAUUGAUUUGGACACGAGGCUGGCCCUUGUUGGACCGAACGGUGCCGGAAAAAGUACUCUGCUGAAACUUCUUUAUGGUGACUUGGUGCCCACCGAAGGCAUGAUUAGAAAAAACUCGCAUUUGAGGAUCGCACGAUACCACCAACACCUCCACGAACUCCUAGACCUGGACCUCUCCCCUCUGGAAUACAUGAUGAAGUCGUUCCCUGAAGUGAAGGAAAAGGAAGAAAUGCGUAAAAUCAUCGGACGUUACGGUCUAACAGGCCGUCAGCAAGUUUGCCCCAUUAGACAAUUGUCAGAUGGGCAAAGAUGCAGAGUGGUAUUUGCCUGGUUGGCUUGGCAAGCCCCUCAUUUGCUCCUGUUUGAUGAACCCACCAAUCACUUGGACAUGGAAACAAUCGACGCUCUAGCUGAAGCCAUCAAUGAUUUUGAAGGUGGAAUGGUGCUGGUUAGUCACGAUUUCAGACUCAUCAGCCAGGUCGCUAAUGAAAUUUGGGUUUGCGAGAAGGAGACUUGCACGAAAUGGAACGGAACAAUUCUGGAGUAUAAGGAACACUUGAAAUCGAAGAUCUUGAAAGAGAAUGAUAAACGGAAAUAACUUGUCCAGUUUCUAGGUUUUUCAUUUUUCGAUAAUAGUAAAUUAUUUUUAUGGAAACAUUGUAUGAUCUUGUACAGUUUUUAGAUGAAAUUAAUUUAUUAUUUAGUUAAUACCAGGUUUUGACCUUUUUGCAUUCGCUUGUACUAACCGCAAUUUUUUAUUUAUACAGUCAUUGGGUACACCUUUGCCAUUUUUGGCGAGUUCCAAGGCAAUUAAACCGUUUAACGUUCAAAAGGUAUUUUAUUCGACCAAGAAAUUUAAUUUUCUAUUGCACGACUAUUUUAAGAACACCAAUUUUUAAGAAUGUAGACGUGUUUAGGGCGGGAUAGGUCAGUUCUGGAUUUUACCGUCGUAAACAUUUUAUUUAUAAACUAUACAAAUAAGUAAUAAAGAAUACCAAGUUGUCCGUUU